This is a messenger RNA of Tribolium madens (black flour beetle), 708 nucleotides long. RefSeq names its product N-alpha-acetyltransferase 20 (gene Naa20A). The record is from RefSeq and is a predicted model, not a curated record. The transcript has 5 exons. Gene Ontology annotation, cellular component: NatB complex. The coding region runs from base 88 to 609 and encodes 173 amino acids. Gene Ontology annotation, biological process: N-terminal peptidyl-methionine acetylation. NCBI's taxonomy places the organism in Eukaryota, Metazoa, Arthropoda, Insecta, Coleoptera, Tenebrionidae. Gene Ontology annotation, molecular function: protein-N-terminal amino-acid acetyltransferase activity.
UUCGGAUUGUGACUUCGAUCAAUAUCCUAACUGUCACUUCUCCUCUUUGGAGGUUAGAUUUUUACGAAUAAAUACAAUUUUACAAAAAUGACCACUUUAAGGCCCUUUACUUGCGACGAUAUGUACAAAUUUAACAAUGUAAAUUUAGACCCUUUGACUGAAACUUAUGGAUUAUCUUUUUAUAUGCGUUAUUUGGCGCAUUGGCCGGAAUAUUUUCAAGUUGCGGAGUCUCCAAGUGGUGAAAUAAUGGGCUACAUAAUGGGGAAAGCCGAAGGCAUUGGGGAGAACUGGCAUGGUCAUGUCACAGCCCUGACAGUCUCUCCUGAUUUCAGACGAUUAGGCUUAGCGGCCACUUUAAUGAAUUUCUUAGAGGAUAUUUCAGAAAAAAAACGCGCGUAUUUUGUUGACCUUUUUGUGAGAGUCAGUAAUAAGGUGGCAAUUAAUAUGUACACAAACUUGGGAUAUAUUAUAUACAGAACUGUUUUGGAAUAUUAUUCUGGUGACCCUGACGAAGAUGCUUAUGAUAUGAGGAAGGCUCUUUCAAGAGAUGUGAAUCAAAAGUCUGUGAUACCAUUAACACAUCCUGUGAGGCCUGAAGAUGUGGAUUAGUAAACCUUUAGUUUUUAUUCUGAUUAAUGAACGAAUAUUUUUAACAAAUAUGCAAGGAAAUUUGCAAUGUUAUGAAUAAAUAUUUAAUUGUGAAAUAAA